Molecule: messenger RNA, 1130 nt
Organism: Aplysia californica (California sea hare)
Lineage: Eukaryota; Metazoa; Mollusca; Gastropoda; Aplysiida; Aplysiidae
Product: phosphate carrier protein, mitochondrial
Biological process (GO): mitochondrial phosphate ion transmembrane transport
Cellular component (GO): mitochondrial inner membrane
Molecular function (GO): phosphate transmembrane transporter activity
Source: RefSeq, a predicted model, not a curated record
GUUCUACAAAGGCCUUGUUCCACUGUGGGCCCGUCAGAUCCCAUACACAAUGAUGAAGUUUGCUUGCUUUGAACGCACAGUCGAGCUUUUGUACAAGAAUGUGGUACCAAAGCCACGUUCAGAGUGCACCAAGGGAGAGCAGCUUGUUGUCACAUUUGCCGCCGGUUACAUUGCUGGUGUCUUCUGUGCUAUUGUAUCUCACCCUGCUGACACCAUUGUGUCCAAGCUGAACCAGAAAAAGGGAAGCAACUUCAUUGACAUUGCCAAGUCUCUUGGUCUGAUGGGAAUGUGGAAGGGACUGGUUCCCAGGAUUAUCAUGAUCGGUACCCUGACUGCCCUGCAGUGGUUCAUCUAUGAUUCAGUCAAGGUGGCUUUCCGUCUGCCCAGGCCCCCACCCCCUGAGAUGCCAGAAUCGCUCAAGCGCAAACUGGGAGUUAAUUGAUGAUCUUCCCACAUAGGUUCAGAGAUUAUGUGGGCAUUGUUUGCAUCUAAAGUUGACAGUCAGUUGAAAUAGUAGUGUUCCAUACUCUAGACAGCCAGCCAAUUGUAAUGGUAAAGGAGAAAAAUACUGAUGUACAGUUCAGACGUAUACAUUUUAUAAGUAACGAGUCAUCAUUUAGUUUUAGUUUUUGUUUAUCAUGCGACAUUAACAUGGGAAUUGAUGAAAAGUGAAUAUUUCAGAUAGAGAUUUGAUUGACUCCCUGUUAAUACUCCACUACCAAAGUGGAUUGUGAGGCUGGCUCAAGUGUUUGCUCCAUGACACUUUGGUCUAGGUUCAGUGUGUUAAGUGUGAAGUUUGGUUUAUUAUUUGCGUUUUCAACAUUUAAUUUUUUUUUGGGGGGGGUCCAUAUUGAUGUGGGGAAUUCUGUAGUGUUUGGGUUUACAAUGUGCACAGUUUCUUUUUUUUUCCCCCCCCCCACCACCACCGACACAGAUGGCAUUGUGUUAAGGUUUGGUUUGUUUGUGUGAAGGGGGAACCAAUUUGCCUCGUUAGUGGGUCUUAUGGUCCUCCCAUCUGAAUGUUUGGCUGUGUCUGUGCUUUAUACAGAUGAUAUACUUAGUUCAUAUAACUAUGACACUGAUGAAUUUUUAGGUCUGACCGAGUAUAAUAAAUUGAAACUACAACUUUA